AUGGCCAUCGAAGAGGUCCUGCUCAACCGAGAGCAUGUCGCGGUCAACCUCGCAGUCGUCGACAGCCAAUACUACCGUCUAUCGCAGCCUGUCUGUCAAAAUGAACAAGCCGCAACCGCUGAACCUGUCGCCUGCGCAAGACGUGAGGAUCUUCGUGUCGAAUUUGAGGCUGCUGGAUUUGGACUUAGAGUCAUGCCACCGCCCGAAAAGCGCUCAAUGAAAACAACGCUGUUGCACCUUGGAUGUAUGCAAAUGCGUCUUUAUUGA
Messenger RNA from Parastagonospora nodorum SN15, 267 nucleotides. RefSeq lists its product as hypothetical. The record is from RefSeq and is a predicted model, not a curated record. The coding region runs from base 1 to 267 and encodes 88 amino acids. Lineage: Eukaryota; Fungi; Ascomycota; Dothideomycetes; Pleosporales; Phaeosphaeriaceae. The transcript has 2 exons.